This is a messenger RNA of Chilo suppressalis (striped riceborer), 1584 nucleotides long. Lineage: Eukaryota; Metazoa; Arthropoda; Insecta; Lepidoptera; Crambidae. The record is from the annotation of a GenBank genome assembly.
AUGUUGCGUUCACCAAGUAAAGCAGGUUCUGAUUCUGAUUUAACCAAGGUCCAAUCACCAUCGUGUCCGGCAUGUUUUGCAAAUGCUAGAACCAAGCGCAAACACGAAGACGUAUCCAUUACAAAAGAAGAUUUUAUUGCUUUUAAAAACGAGUUAAUACAGACGUUGACUUCUUGGACAUCAGAUCUAGAUUCCAAACUUGACAAAAUGGAACAUUCUUUAGCACAGUUACAAUCCACAACUUCAGAUUUUGAGAUGUCUUUACAAUUUAUCUCUCAACAGUACGAAGAUAUGCAAGUAAAGAUAAUAAAUCUAGAAAAGCAAUGUAAAGGCAACUACUUAUUCAUAUCUUCGCUAGAAGCCAAAGUUGAAGAUCUGCAAUAUAACAUGAAAAAAAAUAAUUUAGAAAUCCGUAACUUACCUUGUGAGGAUAAUGAGUCUAAUACUGAUUUGAUCCAGAUGAUGAUUAACCUAGCAAGUUCACUCAACUGUACCCUUCAACCAAGUGAUAUACGUCAUAUAUACCGUAUUCCUGGUAAGAAAGGGACAACGAGACCAGUAAUCUUGGAGCUCAAUUCUAUAACAACUAAACACGCAAUCCUCACCUGCGUUAGAGAUUACAAUAAAUCGAAUCAGACGCAAAAACUUAAUUACUCCCACUUUGGAAUAAGUGGAACUCCGAGUCCAGUAUACAUUCAAGAUGACUUGACACUUACCUCUAAGAAGCUUUACUAUAUGGCUCGUCAAUUAAUAAAACAAAAGCUUUAUAAAUUCUGUUGGCUCGCCCAAGGAAAACGACGCCGCAAUUUAGAAGACCCACACAAGAUUACUUUAGCCGUGGAUAGUAUAACAGAAUUAGCUAACACUAUUGAUCAGCUCACUGUUUCUACUACACUAAAUUGUCAGCCUGAAAUAAAUCUCGACUGUGAAGUAAUCAUACUGACCGAGUGCUGGCUAAUGCGAUGUAAAGAUAUUAUCCCCCACAUUUUUGACUAUUCCUGUCAUCUAACUAAAAAUAAUUGUAAUCAAAACGAUGGCAUAGUGAUUUAUGUUAAAAAUUUGGGAAAAUAUACAGUAGAUGAACCAGAUUUUUCUGAUGCUAGUUGUCUGGUAAUAAAAAUAGGCACUGAUAAGGCAAUAAUAUGUAUUUACCGAUCCCCUUCUUUCAAUGACAUAACAAAAUUCCUUAACUCACUUGACGCUCUCUUGUUGACCCUAACCACAUUCAAAUGCAUAGCUAUUGUCGGAGACAUCAACCUGGAUAUUUCCUGUAGCAUAUCCUCCAAUAAAAUUGCAGAUUAUCUGGACCUAUUAGCCUCACAUGGCAUACUUCCAGCUCGUACUCUUUCUACUCGAGACGGCGCCUGCCUCGAUCAUGUACUUCUCAAAACUAAUCUAUCAGCACUCACCAUAGUGAUUGACUCCCUUGUUACCGACCAUAACUCCGUAUUGCUGUGUCUUAAUCUAAAGAAACGUCUCAACCAAUUUAUUAGCACUAUCUCCAAAAUUGAUUACAAAACUUUGGACUGUGAUAGACAGAUUUUCAGUCGAUUUACCAACUUGCCGAUGCUAAUAAAGCAGUAG